Molecule: messenger RNA, 735 nt
Organism: Cylas formicarius (sweet potato weevil)
Lineage: Eukaryota; Metazoa; Arthropoda; Insecta; Coleoptera; Brentidae
Product: D site-binding protein-like
Exons: 1
Coding region: 1-735 (244 amino acids)
Biological process (GO): regulation of transcription by RNA polymerase II
Cellular component (GO): nucleus
Molecular function (GO): RNA polymerase II cis-regulatory region sequence-specific DNA binding; DNA-binding transcription factor activity, RNA polymerase II-specific
Source: RefSeq, a predicted model, not a curated record
AUGCAACAGCUAUCAUCGGCCCCUACAUUCCAACCACCCUUUGCUACCGUCUACUACUUCAACUCUCCCCCACUGCCGGAGCCUUCGUACGUUCUGGAUCUAUCAAAAAAACGACCUCAAUCUCCAGAUUAUUCCCAUUGCUUCCCCAGUCCUAAAUCUUCACCAACAUAUCCCUUAUCUACUGGUUGUCCUCAAAAAUCCCCAGGUUCGUUAUCGAUAAAAUCGGAAACUUCGGACUCGUUCUCCUUCGGUUCCGAUUUAACCAAUUCCCCAAAAGGCAAACCAAAAUCUGUCAGGCCCUUCAAAGCAUUGCCGAAAGAUUCUCUAAGCUUGGCUUUCGGGUCAGUUUCCCAAGUGGACACCGGCGUCCUUUUCCUGGAGGGCGAAGAUAAUACCUCCAAUGAUACAACUAAGGCCAUAGUUGAAGACUCGUUGAAAGCAUACGCGGAGUUCAGGAGGAAGAUGCUCGAACAGAUACGUCACGAGUGCGGAACCAAUAAGAAUAUGAGACGCGCCCAGUACAACGAGGAGAAACUGAACGACCUGCAGUAUUUGGAGAAGAGGAGGAAGAAUAACGAGGCGGCCAAGAGGUCGCGGGACGCGAGGAGGAUAAAACAGGACGAGAUCGCUAUAAGGGUGACUUUUUUGGAGCAGGAAAAUAUGAUGCUAAAGUGUCGGAUAGACGCGGAGAAAGAGGAUUUGGAUAGGUUGAGGCGGCUUUCAACCGCGAGUUAA